Messenger RNA from Exophiala oligosperma, 3397 nucleotides. RefSeq lists its product as hypothetical. The transcript has 2 exons. NCBI's taxonomy places the organism in Eukaryota, Fungi, Ascomycota, Eurotiomycetes, Chaetothyriales, Herpotrichiellaceae. The record is from RefSeq and is a predicted model, not a curated record. Gene Ontology annotation, molecular function: protein kinase binding. Bases 755 to 2965 code for a protein of 736 amino acids. Gene Ontology annotation, cellular component: cytoplasm.
CUCGGCUUUCCACCCCUCCAUCUCGUUCUCCGGCUGCUGCUAUUCUCACUGCUAUACACCAUCCUCGACGACUCUCCUUCCUCCUUCAAGGCUCACCUCACUGCUGACGGUCACGCACUCGCCUUGUCCUUGUUAUCACGCAGCCUCCUUUGCUUACACAACUGCCUGGGAACACCGGGCCUGAAUCCCCCAGCAUACACAGCAUUCUACUUAAUCUCCCGGGUGGAUUUAAUUGUCUUACCAGUGGAUCACGCUGCAAGAGAAUCCACGAUAACACUGCACAUAUUCUCUCCGCGGCUACAGACCUCACGUCGCUCGCCGUCGGCCUCUCUUGUCGAAACCAACCCGGGCACCUCUAUACAUUCUAGAUGCCACGAUGCCCUCUCUACACAAGACUGGCUUAGGAUCGCGCAAACUGGUCUCCCACAUUCCUUUACGAUAGGCGUUGCCGUUCGAAUCGUCUUGACUUUCUGCAUUUGGCACCUCGAGCUGGGACGCUGAGGUUUGCCCAAGAAGGAGAUGGAACACCAGCAGACUGAAGAUGGACACCACUUCAUUCGCGUGAGUACUAUACUUCAGUCAUAUACACACAGCCCCGCAGAUGUCAACCGCAGAACGCGAGGAAAGAAAGGUGCACGGGCGUGGCGUUCGAGCAACUAGGGAUACAAGAACCUUGACUAAUUCGAAACCUCGUGGCUAGUCACUGGCGCAGUUCAUCCGCCAGCAUGAAAAGGCUCUCGCCAACAGCCUUCAAAUGUCUGUCCACAGGCGGCAGACCUCACUGAAUUCCACCACCGCGGCCGCCUCGAGCCAUACCUCUGGUACUUCUGCAGCGAGCACGAGUACCUCGUCGAGUGCCCUUGCUGCAGCAUUUUCUUUCGCUGGUCUGAACUUCAGAUCUCAUGCAGCGAAAGCGGCCUUACUAACCUUGACACCUCACCACCUUUUCUACCUUUUAUCGCGGAUGGAAGAGCUGGAUAUCCUUGUAGGCCCCAUGAACAUCCGCCUGGAAAACCUGAAUACAGAUCCUUCUCCGUCCAACUAUGUGUCAUUUCUCCAAUCACACAAGCCAUCAAAGGGCCGCAGUGACAGAGACUCGAUACAUUCCGUCUCCAGCAUGCGGAGCGUCAUGUCAGGAAUGAGUACUUUCUGGUCGUCGAUCGGCUUGGGUGGCAGUAGCUCAAAAAGUGAAAAGGCGAAGGCACUUGCAGAGGCAGAUCUAACAUACCUCUACUCAGCAUUCACCAAAUUGCCAUCGCUACGACUAACCACCGAUCAUCGCGCUAGGCUCAUUCAAGGGUAUGAAGAGUUUCCAUUUGACACUGCUGUCCCACUCUUCGCCUUCAAAAACCUGCAGCAGCUGGACAUAGUCGAUCUUGACUUCCGUCGAUUUUACGGUUGGGAUAGACUGGCUGAGCAGCUUACCCUGCUAACGGUCAAACGCGCCAAUCUAGAUGACCCCGCUGAGCUUCUGACCGACAUCGUAUUGGAUGACGCUGAGAAGCGUCGAAGACGUUCGACCAAAGGUGGUCGAGCCUCGCCAACUCCCACAAACUCGUGGACUGUGCCUUCUACUCCACAAGCAGGGUAUGCACAUUCGCAUUCGGAUCCAGGAUCACCUGCCGGAGCAAGUCUCGAGCACGACGAUCAUGUCGAGUUCAUGCCUCGAGACAAACAAAUGUCAGGGAGCGUGUCGCCAAAACGACCUAGCCCGGGGCGACCGACAAGCUCAUAUCGGCAUGUCCGCUCCUACUCCUCUAAGGUGAAAAGAUCAGGAUCGGGAAGCUCCAACUCGAGCGAGUAUUCCGUUCAGCCCCAUCGUAGCGACAGCACUUCCAGCCUCCUUAGCCUAAACAUUCUCCCCCCAGCCAAGUGGCAGCGGUUGAAGUAUUUGUCCCUGGCAGACAAUUCUCUAACAACCAUUUCGGCCAGAAGCCUGGCACCGGUAGCCACCACGCUUCGCUCCCUGAAUCUCUCGUCGAACCUUUUCACGGAGAUACCAGAUAGCCUUGCUUCCCUCACCAGGCUCGUGUCGUUAGAUCUGUCCAACUGUAUGAUUGGGUCUCUCCAAUCGCUGUCUAAAUAUCCCCUGCCAGCUGUUUUGACGGUCAACCUGAAGGCAAACCGCCUUCGAUCUCUGGCAGGCAUCGAGAAGCUCCUGUCGUUAGAACAGCUGAACAUCCAGGACAACAAGAUUUGCGACCCCAUGGAUAUGGCGAGGCUCACUUGUAUUCCGAACCUGAAGCGCAUCUGGGUCAAACGGAACCCCUUUACCAAAACAUCGUCCGACUAUCGAGUGCUUACCUUUAACCUCUUCCGCAAGACGCCCGGAUACGUGGAUGACAUUGUGAUUGAUGAGUCUGGCCCCGGGUACUCGGAGCGAAAGCAACUGGUGGACCGGGUCCCUGAGCUGGAGAGGCAAAUUGCACCACCGUCGAUCCGGAUAGUCGAGUUGCCGCUCGUUGUACAGCAGUCUGAGCAGGCGCAACAAGGUCACAAUCAGCAGAUUGAAAGUGCGGUGAACACUACGCGUCGGAAAAAGAUUCCUCGACGACGCAUAGUCGACCUGGCAAAAGACGAGACAUUCGCACGUCUUCCUGAUGAGGACCUUGCGGCCACCAUCCCUUUGCCAUCUCCUGCCACUCAUCACCUUUUGGCAGCAGAUGGAAAUCCGCGACUACCUCUCUCGAGUCCGGGAGAGACCGCAGAAGACGACAUGUAUGAUGGAUCCACGCAAGUCGCAUCCGUGGGAUCAAGCACUCAAGCCAUGCCAGAAGACGAUUAUAGAGCCAAAAUCGAAGCCUUACGGCAAGAAUUCGGCAGCAAUUGGCUCAGUGUUCUGGGAGACCAGAAUUGGCACAAUAGCCACCACAUGGAAAUAACACAGGGCCAGAAGAAUCUGGGACACCACACCCUGCACCGUCCCGGCCCAGUCAUUGUUAGCGGGGGUCGUACUCUGGGUUAAGAACAGCAGAGAAGGGCCACAGCCUGGUUGCUGCACCUACAUCAACCCUUUUUCUGUUUUUGCGCCUGCAAAUUGGGCAUUUUUUAGACCGACUGUUUUUCUGAUCGAUUUGGGCAAUGGUUUUUCAUGACUGCAAUUUUAUACCCACUCGUUUGCGUAUCACUGCAAGACAACGGAGGCAUUGCAAGGGAUUCUGGUAUGGGUAUGAUGUUUGCAAUAUGUUGUUGUGGUUUUGUCACGAAAGAUUUGUGUUUGACGCAUAGCGACGGUGUUCCGUGGUCGGACGGGUUGUUUGAUAUAUUUUUGUUGUUGCAAUGCUUGAUGCAUGGGAGGGCAAAGACGAAGUAUGACUUGACGGACGAGAUGUCUUAAGACACUCCCUUCUUGAUAUAAUUUUGGCGCGCGUGGGAAAUAUGAACCGUUCUCCUUCUC